UAGGUGAGAGAGACUGAAACACAGCGGGAGGGAGACAGCAGACAAGCUUUUCUGUCUCUCAUUGAACCGCAGAAUCUUAAACGCAACGAAGUGUUUCAGUUCCAAAGGCUGAGGUGACACAGAGGAGUGUUAUCAAGGGCGCAAGAAGAGUGAAGAGGGGAGAACCAAUGGGAAAUCAGAAGCAGAAAUGGACGGCGGAGGAAGAAGAAGCAUUACUCGCCGGAAUUGCGAAGCACGGUCCCGGCAAGUGGAAGAACAUUCUCAAGGAUCCCGAGUUUGCGCCUUUUCUCACUCAUCGUUCCAACAUUGACCUCAAGGAUAAAUGGAGGAACUUAAGUGUUAAUACUGCUGCUCAAGGUUCUAAAGACAAAGCUAGGAAUCCAAAGAUUAAAGCUGUUAUGCCUGCUCCAGCUGCUAGUUUUCAAAAUGCCACUUCUGUUACUUCAGUUCGUCAAAGUGCAUCUUCUGAUGCUGUCAUUGAUGAUGCUUCUCAAAAGGCACAGGAUGUGAAAAAUGCUCCACGGUAUAAUGGAAUGGUUUUUGAAGCUCUGUCAACGAUAAAAGAUACUAAUGGUUCUGACAUAAAUACCAUUGUUAGUUUCAUUGAGAAAAGGCAUGAGGUUCCUCCAAAUUUCAGAAGGGCAUUAAGUACGAGGUUGAGGAGGCUUGUUGCUCAAGGGAAACUUGAGAAGAUACAAAAUUGUUACAAGAUAAAGAAGGACGCCCCAUCUGGUGCAAAAACACUUCCAAUGAAAGAAAAGGACAUCUGGCAACAUCAACCACCAGCCUCUAGUUUGGUGCCGUCUUAUGAGACCUUCAAGGAUGCUGCUGAUACUGCAGCCUACAGACUCGCAGAAGCUGAGAACAAAUCAUUUCUGGCUGCUGAGGCAGUCAAGGAGGCGGAAAGACUUGCAAAAUUUGCUGAAGAAGCUGAUGCAGUAUUACAACUAGUGAAAGAGAUUUAUGAACAAUGUACUAAUAAACAGUUCGCGUGGUGAAACUUUUCUCUUGGCUUAAAGUAGGUGAAAUACAAGGUCGAUCAUAGAUUAUCAUUGAUUUUAAUUUCUGCAUCGGUUUUUUACCUUGUUUUCUGAUAGAUUUUUCUUUUUUCCCCUUCCUGCACAUUUGUUUGUUAUGGUUACACCAUAAGUCAUGUUUAUAUUAGGCCAAUGUAUUCUGUACCAUAUCCGUCUAGAGUUCCACGGUGGAAGCAGUAGAUAAGAUCUGAUUAGGGAUAUUUUAUCGCUUGGCAAGAGGGUGUCUCAGUCGUAGUUAAGCAUUUGCUAUAUCUUAAUCGUUCAAGUUUUGUCAUCCUUAACCACGCUAUACUUAAGAGUACAAAGAAUAGAAGUGAAUCUUAUGUUAUUGUUUGACACAUGGCAAAUUAUGACAGAGAUCUUACAGUAUCA
This is a messenger RNA of Prosopis cineraria, 1409 nucleotides long. RefSeq names its product telomere repeat-binding factor 4-like. The coding region runs from base 168 to 998 and encodes 276 amino acids. NCBI's taxonomy places the organism in Eukaryota, Viridiplantae, Streptophyta, Magnoliopsida, Fabales, Fabaceae. Gene Ontology annotation, molecular function: double-stranded telomeric DNA binding. Gene Ontology annotation, cellular component: nucleosome. Gene Ontology annotation, biological process: nucleosome assembly. The record is from RefSeq and is a predicted model, not a curated record. The transcript is spliced from 6 exons.